ACGCAAAUCAAAAAACAAAUUUAGGGCCAUUUUUUCUAUUUCCAUUUCUGAAUCAAAAAUCGGACAACCAAUUUAAUGAACCUUUUUUAAAAAACUAUUGCAUUUUCUGACGCAAAAUUUAGUUUUCGGGGAAAGGCCUUGAAUUUCUGUAUUUCCAUUUUCAAUUUUCAAUUUUUACGCUUUUCAGUCUGUGACCGGGAAAUAAAAUAAUUGGCGGAUUGAUCCACCUUGCAGGAAGCGCAGGAAGCAGUGCGGUAGCCUAGCUUAACUAAUUUCAGCGUGGUGUAGGUCUGCAAACAACCUGUAUUUUGUCGGUGCGGUAACAAUUCAUCGUGCACAAUGGACUCGAGUUAUAUCCUUUUUAAAGGAAACAAAAGGCUAACGCUUAAGGAGGACGACAUGAUUGGAGAUAAAAUCGCCAGAAUAUUCCAGGUAUAUGCUCCUAGCCUGUAUAUAACUGAUGAUGACAAUGUGGCGAUAUUCCCGGGAUCGGCUGGACAUUUCAGCUGCUUGGACCUAAGACCUCGUGGCCACUAUGAGGUUCAUGGGGAUGAUAUUGGUCUGCCAGUUGCUGAGCAGACUCAUCCAUUGUCAGGCCAGAACCGUUUCCAGUUCCACCGUACAGCACAGCCCACUGCUGCUCUAGGGUCACCUGCUCAGGCCGUAGCUCCCACACCCCCCCGAGCAAGCAUGAGUAACACCUUCCAAAGGUCUGUUUUCAUUGCUGAGCUCAGCCAGGGGAAACUUAAGCCUGCUCGUAUGGUUGUACUCAGACUGUUUGAGUUUGAAGCCACAACCACAGGUAUCCUUGCAAAAAUACACGAUGCCCUGCAGAGUGAUGACCCUCUCAUCCUGACUGAUGCCCAGGGAAAUGAAAUUGUGGACUCCGAAGGGACAAGAGGCUCCAAGUAUUGGAAGCAAAAUGCAAAGAAGUUUCUUGCUGUCCCAGAGAACAUCUUCCAUGAGUUCCAGCAAGGAACAAAGGGAAAGAAACUGAGUCAUAAAGAUAUGGACUCCACAAGUCUUCAGGAGGUCCAUGACAAAAUAGAAGAAGUGAUCUUGGCUGCUCAAGGACUGAGUGAAGUCACCACAGUCAUCAAGGACCUGUCAAAACAUGCCAGCAACACCACGGGCGCCAUGCUGGUUCUGACCCACACCAUGAUAACACACGUGAAGGAUGCCUUUGGUUGUAUUGUGUGCAAAGGGCUAAUGGAAGAACCUGUGAUGGCCGUAUGCUGCAAAAGCUUUGUCGGCUGCAAAAACUGCGUUGACCAGUGGAUGCUGACAUCCGACCAGUGCCUCAAAUGCAGGGCAGAUGAGUUCUCUGUCAAUGCACACAGGCUGAUCAGUCUGGACAAUGUUCUCUCCAUACUGGGUGGUGUAAUUAAGAUGUGAAUGUAUCACGUUCUGUGAUUUAAGCUUGAUUACCUCUGUUACAGUACAUCUGGCUAAUUGCCUCGUUCAAAGUCAGUUGGAAUUUUGCACUUGUUCAACGGCUGUAGAGGAUACAGAAUAUUUUUAUUUUUAUAUAUUUUUUGUAUUUCAUGUUGCACUUUAGAAAAAAUAUGUUUACUGGGUUGGGAACAUAGUGUAAUGUUGCUAUAUAGCAAGUGUUCGAUUUUAGUUGCAAUUAACCUCUUAAGCCCUAGAGACCCUGUAUAUGGGUCCUGUUAGGGUUAAUCUGGAAAAUUACAUUAGUCAUCAUAAUAUUCAAAAGCCAAUGCAAAGGUGAAUAACCAUGAUUGCUCAUCAUCUUUGCUUUGACCCUUUUACAGACUAUCAUUUCAAGACAUUUUUUCAGAGAAGUAAAAUUUCACUAGAAGCCAUAAAAUUUCACCAAAAGAUGUUAAAUUUCACACACUUCACAAAACUUUUUUUUUUUUUUUUUGCAAUGUCGCAAAUUUCUUGAAUGUCUUGUAAUGUUAGCCUGUAAAAGAGUCAAUGCAUCUUUGCAUU
Seriola aureovittata is the source of this 1956-nucleotide messenger RNA. RefSeq lists its product as uncharacterized. Lineage: Eukaryota; Metazoa; Chordata; Actinopteri; Carangiformes; Carangidae. The transcript has 6 exons. The record is from RefSeq and is a predicted model, not a curated record. The coding region runs from base 340 to 1395 and encodes 351 amino acids.